Molecule: messenger RNA, 7971 nt
Organism: Metopolophium dirhodum (rose-grain aphid)
Lineage: Eukaryota; Metazoa; Arthropoda; Insecta; Hemiptera; Aphididae
Exons: 26
Coding region: 1-7971 (2656 amino acids)
Biological process (GO): regulation of gene expression
Cellular component (GO): nucleus
Source: RefSeq, a predicted model, not a curated record
AUGUCAAACGAGGGGUGGUCUGCUAGAAAUGACGCCCUAACUGAGUUUUCAUACGGAACAAACGAAAAUCAGUACACUGGAAUAUACUUGAAUCAUGAAUAUUUAAAUGACAUUUCUAUUAUGGUAUCGCCAAAUAAUCCAGAAAGAAACGGGGAAACUAUAAACGAUAACACGGGAGUAGUCCAUACAUUGAGUCAAUUAAAUCAACCACAACAAAACUCAGCAACAACACCACGUCCAUUAAUCCACACCGACGAUUCAAAUGAAACACCGCUAUCGUUGAAUGUAGAAUGUGAUGAACCAGUCGUAAAAUCGUAUUAUAGAAACAAUACUUCCCCCAGACCAAUUAACAUGAAUAAUGUCGUCAAUAUUCCAAACAUAAGAAAUAAAAGGCCAUCGAACUACGGCUACCAGAAUAGAUAUAAUAAUCAACCGUAUCUCCCUACAAGCUUACAGCAUUUGAUGCCCGUGGAACAAAUUGAAAGCGGACCGUUUUCUCCAUAUAGGAUUGUAAAUGCAAGCCCAUCUACUUCUACUUCAUUCAGACCAUCGGAUCGACACCAAUAUACUCAUAAUAAUAAUAACUCUAUUCGUGUACAGGAAUAUCCUAGUUCACCGUACCGUUGCGAAUCAGUUAUAAAAUAUUGUCAACCGAUAGAAAACAAAUUUGAAACCUUCAAUGCAUCAAAACGCGAUCCGAGGCUAAUAAACCGUGAUAGCAAUACGUACAGGUUGGAUAAUUUUGAAGAAUUGACACCAUUAAGUUACACCAAUAAAGAAACAUAUUUAGACGAGGACUUACGAGUAAUCAACAUUAAAUUAAAAAACAUGAACUCAAGUUACAGAUUUGGUGUUGUAAAUGAUUUGCGUAGCGCUGAUAACUUUAAUAUACACAACAUUAGGAGCGGAAGAGACCCACGUGUUAAACAUACCCAAAACGACCGGGAAUCUGAAACAUACAUAGAUUGUAAUAAACAUUUGAAUAUUUUGAAUACUGAACGAUACAAAAAAUUAAAUGUUGGAAAGAUGAUUGGUGUAAUAGAUGUAAGGAGUGACAAUGAAGACGUUGUGAAUGAUAUUGAAACUACAAGUACUUCUAAUGUGGUAGAACAAUAUCAUAAAAAGAAAAAGGAAACACUCAGGAAAUCAAGGGAAGACGACCAAAAAGAAUUAACAGAAACUGUAGAAAACAUCAUUUUAAAUUUAAAUGAUGAUAUAAGUGAUUUAAGAUGCACAACAAGAACACUUUCAAAGAAAAAUGAUGGAAUAAAUAAAACAAAUGAUCUUAAUGAUCAAACAAAAAAUAACAUUAAAAAGGCAAAUCAAAAUAUUUUAACUGUUGAAAAUUCCAGUGUUGAUAAUACGCACAAGAAUGUUGAUGAUAUUUUUGGAUCAAUUGGAACCUAUCAAAAUUAUAAACAGCUAUCAGAACGAUCAAUAGAACUUGUUGAUUUGACGUAUGAGGAGAACACAGCUGAUGUAAGGACUAAUCAAAAUGUUGACGCUGGAAUGUUUACUACAAAAUUAAAAGACAUGUUAUUAAUGUCUACAUUUAAUAAAGAAAAAUUGGAAAAAUUUAACAAGUCUUCAGAAAAUUCAGAAAAACUUAACACCAAUAAAAAUGAAACCAAUGCUGAAAACAUAAUAUUAAAUGAAGAUCGUUCUAUUGUUGAUCAGCGUAAGACAUCUGAGAAAAAAUCACAUAAACACAAAUCAAAAAAACGUAAUAAAUCUAAAGAUAAUAAUAAACAUUCUGAAAUGUAUAAAGAUGGAAAUUCAAGUAAAACUGAUUCCGGUGUCAUAACAAUCGAUUCUGCAUUUAAAAAUACCAAUUCUGAACAAGCAAUUAACAGCGGACAAACCUGCGAUGAACAAACAAACAAUGCUGGAAUGUGGACAAAACUAUUCAAACAGGAAAAAAAAAAUGAAUUGAUAAGUAAGCCGAAUUUGAUGGUUCAACGUGGAAAUCAAACUCCUAAUAUUAACAAGAAAUUUAUGAAAAACGCAUGUGAUAUUAUUGAAAAUAUCCAAAAUGAAAUAUUCAAUUUAGUAGAAAGUAUUAACAGCGAAACCUAUGUAGGAGUGCAGCCGAAUCCAAAUACUUCUACUGAAAGUGCAAUAUCAGUAACGGACGUAGGUGAAAAAACAUACUACGCCCACGAUCAAAUAUCAAUCAGAGUGCAAGAUCCAUAUGAAACAACUGAAUCUAACUUUCCUAACAUAAAUCACAGAUCGUCGAUAAAUUUAAAAAAAAUCGUUACCGGUGGACGAGGAACUAAUGAAAAUUCGCUCAAAUCAAAUACCGUUCAAUCAUUACCAAACCCUGAACAAGAUGAAUUCGGCAAGGAUGUAGAAGAACAAAUUAUUGAGUGUCCUUCUGAAAACAUGUCUAACAGAAAUUCUACAAUACAUUAUGCUGCAAGUGACUUUAAUUGCGAAUCAAAUGAAGCGAGUUUUGAAAAUGUUGACGACGAACAAAAUUGUUCAUAUUAUACUGAAUAUCAAAGCACUGGUACAAACGAAACAGAUAUAAUAUAUGAAUCCCACGAAGACGCCUCCCAAUCACAGACAGUUGAUUGCAUGUUUGAUAACUCACCAUCUGUAGAUCGUGGAUACAACUCUGCAUUGGAUUUAGAAAAAGAAGUACCACCGUAUAUUAAAUUAUCUGAUCAAAUUUUAAACGAAAAUUCUAUAUCAUGUGAUGGAAAUGAUUUCAAUUACAAUAUGAGUCUAAUCAAACUGGAACAUUUCGAAGUUUCAAAUUACGAAGAAAAAUUUGCUAUUGAUAUGGAAGGCACUGAUACAUAUGAAACAGGAUACAGAACUGAAACGCUUGAGGAUGACACCCAAUCACCGAGAUAUACUUUCAUCGACGACGAGCAACCAGAUGUUCAUAACGUCGAAUUUGGAGUGGACAAUGAAGAACCUGUAGAUCCAUUUCUUGACUGCAUUGUUGAAGAAAAUUCUGAAACACGUGACGCGAAUGAAUCAAAUAUAGAAGUUCUGAACACCGAACUAAAUGUGCCCUCCGUGGAAAACGAAGACACUGAGGUAUACGAAAUUAUCGACAACGUAUGGUCCGCUGACGAACCGCCCACUGACGUACAACCUGUCGGUGAACAUUUUGAGAUGGAUUAUUUUUAUAAUAUAAUCAAAAUUAACCACAGUUUAUUUCGCGUUAAUCUACACACCGAAGAUGAUAUUUUCAACUUCAUACAGUUAUAUUCACAACGAACCCAAACGAGUUGGCGCGUUUUGAAAUCCUUUAAAUCCCAAAAAUAUGACGUUUGUAAAAUCUUUGGAUGUCUUCACAAUGGUUUGUUUAAGCUUUUAAAAAAACCAGAUAAAAAAAUAAAGCCAGACAAAUGUGAGUGCCAAUCAGAAAUUGACAUUAAAAUAAAAUGCUCAACCAUAAGAGGAAAAAAUAGCGAUCCCUAUUUAAAAAACGGUUUACCAGCAAUUGUGAGAUUCAAAAACGACCAUAACCAUUUAGUUCCUAAAGUCACAGAACUACCCUUGUUGAAAUCCAUAACGGACAAUAAUAUACAAAUAACGUUGGAUAAAGGUUUCGAGCCAGCAAAGAUACGUCGAGCUUAUAACAUUGGAAUUAACCCAAAUUCAAGCCCGCCGGUUAUCGACAUUACAAAUUUGUCAGACGACGACGUAGAGAUUGUCGAAAUUACUGAUAUUGAUACCAGUGACCAGAUCACGGAAAAUAAUUUGUUCGGCAAGUGGGAGGACGCAAAUAUACAAUGCGAUACCGUGGAGACGAAAAACAACAAACGCCUCGAACCGGGGCAACAGGUCGUCAACAACGGCGAACGCGCCAACGACGACGGCACGUCCCAUCAGUUGGUGGACACCAGUUACAGAAAAGAUUAUAGCCGGACGCUAAAAGGCAUAAUUUCGGACCGCGUAAAGGCGAAGUGGCUAAGCGAUAAAAUGACGACCGAAGCCGAUCAAGUGAGCCUUUAUAAAUGCUCGGGGAAAAAAUGCAGUGCGGUGUUCAGCCGCCGGAAAACGUUCGUGCCACACUUGAACGACCAUUGUCGUAAAGCAAAAAGCCAGAAGAAAACUCUUCAGUUCAUGAUAUGCAUGUAUUGCUUCAAGUCGUUCGAUAUGAUCAACAUAGACGCGUUGGCCAAUCACAUCUUCGACAACUAUAGUUUUUGCAAAUACUUCUGUCAGUAUUGCUUGUACCGCGCGUACACGGCGUCUCACGUCUUAGUCCACGAGUAUAUAAUUCACGGCGAAAAGAAACCUUCGAUAUUACAACUCAAGGAUCGGGAUGACAAAAGCAAGGAAAUUGUUAAGGUGGUUGACUUUAACAAAUUCGUGUUGCGUUACGUUUGCAACAUCGGAAACUGUGCUUUCUAUUCUUAUAUGAAUAGUGAUUUCUUGUAUCAUUUGAGCCACGAUCAUGUAGAGUGUGGCCAAUUCUAUUGCAACAUUUGUGAUAAACACGAUGGAAAUGGAUUUGAAGCGUUCAAUCCGAUAUCGUUCGUUAAACAUUUUAGUGUGCACAAUAUAAACACAUAUCAAUGUAUUUUUUGCCUAUUUGGUACAGAAUUGCUCAAUCACAUGAUCAUUCACUUAGCGAUGGAGCAUUUUGAAUACGAACCGUUAUGCUUGGAACGAAGUCCGAUAAACAUUUUUUGCGACGACAAAAAGAUUGAAAAUCUUAUAAUUUUAAACAUUAAGAAAUCUAUACCCGCUGGUAUAAUAAAAGUUGUGAAUGCAAAAUCACUAAAAGAUCUUAAUAAAAAAAAAUGUCAAACAGAUCCCGCUGACACAAUAUGUACAAAUGUGAAAUCAGUUAACAUCGACAAUACUACUCAGGUCUCAAAACGAAGUAUUAAAGAAGUGAUUCGCCCAUCAAAAAACACACUAAAGCUAGCCAUUGACAACAAGAAUAAUACGAUUAUAUCUGACGGAGCAAAAAGAAACGUUCCAAGAGAUGAACAACAAAUUCCAAAUGUUGAGGCAUCAAUCGUAAAUGAGAAAAAAAAAUCAUCACAACUGUCAAUUUAUGAAAUUAUGAACAAUUCUGAAUUAAAAAAAAAAUUUGGAAAACCAUUUAAAGAAAAAGGCUUAAAAACCCCUUCAUUUGACGAUCGGAUCGAUAGGUCCAAAAAACAUGCAAAUAAGAGAUUGGACAAUACAUGUAAAAAGAAUGAAAUUCGUCAAACGAGUUCAAGAAACACGAGUGCAAAUACGAAAACAGUUGACAUUGAAAAUACUACACAGAUCUUAAGAAGAAGUACGAGAAAUGUUCACCCAUCAAAAAACACAAUAAAACCGGAAAUUGAUAACAAAAAUAAUACGGUUAUAUCUGACGAAGCGAAACGAAACGUUCCAAAAGAUGAUGAAAAACGAUUUCCGAAUAGUGGGGCAUCAAUCGAAAAAGAAAAAAAGAAAUUAUCCCAACUGGCAAUUCAUGAUAUUAGAAAAAAUAACAUAUCAAAACCGGAAAUUGAUAACAAAAACAAUACGGUUAUAUCUGAUAAAGCGAAAAGAAACGUUCCAAGAGAUAAUUCAAAACGAAUUCCAAAUAGUGAGGCAUCAAUCGAAAAUGACAAAAAUAAAUCAUCACAACUGGCAAUUCAUGAUAUUAGAAAAAAUAACACAACAAAACUGGAAAUUGAUAACAAAAACAACACGGUUAUAUCUGACGAAGCGAAAAGAAACGUUCCACGAGAUGAUGUAGAACGAAUUCCAAAUAGUGGGGCAUCAAUCGAAAAUGAGAAAAAUAAAUCAUCACAACUGGCAAUUCAUGAUAUUAAAAAAAAUAUUAAAUCAAAAAAAACUAUUAGGAAACCAGUUAAAGAAAAGUCUUUAGAAAUCACUUCAUCCGACGGAUCGAUAGAGCAGUGUAAGUUGAUUUCUAAAAAAAGUAGUGAUAAAGUCAUCCCAGCCGGAAUUUCGUAUCAAGAUCACUUGAAGAAGUGUCCCACGGAAAGUCCCACGGAGUGUACUUUUUGCCUGGCACAGGUGGAGUCGACAUUUGAUGUUGUCAAAUUUCCGAGGCUCCCUGUGCUGAACUGUUUUACGUGUACUUUUUGCAACUUGAAGUUACCGUCUAGUGACACGGCCAAGAGCCAUGUAAAAGAAGUACACAAUAUCUCCAACGUCGAGUUCGUGCCCGUAGAUAUUAACGCGACUAAUAUCGAGAAGGACCGAUUUCUCGUGUGUGAGGACAAAUGUUUGAAACGACAAAAACGAGCAAACGACAGUAGCUUUUACACGGAAAUCUGUAAAACCGUCGAAAACAUGAAACGAUCUAAAGUUGUUAGUAAAGACGAUGAUUUGCAAUUGACUACGAUUGGAAAUACUACGAAUAUCUCGAAACAGCAGGUUGAACGUAACCCGGAUGAAUCACUACAACAACACAAGACCACGAAAAGAAAAUAUUCCAAUGAGAGCACCAACAACGUCGCCGCCGUGGACUACAAAAAAACACCUUGCUGGAAAAGGUUAUACGAUAAUAUUCCGGGCGUUACAAUAUCCAUGUAUUUUUCUCCUCGCAAUAUUGACAACAUCCCGCUAACACCAUACUUCUUGAAUCCGGUAGGAUGUUUACUGUGCAACUACCACACUAAAGUGCGAUCUAAUCUAGUGUCACACCUGAACCGGCAUGGAGUAGAACCGGUCGUCUUGAAUAAACACAUAUUAUCUAAAUCUGUAAUAAAUAAACUCAAGCCUGCGGCAACCGUGUCCGAGCCAGGUCAAACAGUUGAAAAUAGUAUAGAUGAAUCAACUAUUAAUACUAUUAAACCUCAAUCAUUGCAGCUGGUAAAUCAUAUUCCCAAGUUCGUUCCAAAACAAAAACGUUUUAGAUGUGCAUUACCCAAAUGUUUUCACUUCAGUGAGAAUUUUGGAAAUCUGCAGCAGCAUAUAACGAAAGAUCAUUCCAAGUUUUCGUAUUUUGUAUGUCCACAUUGUAGGCCAUUAAUUGUUACGUUCGACAGUUUCCAUGCAUUGGCGUAUCAUUAUAAUUUUCAUGGUAGUAACUUAUACAUUUGUCAGUACUGUGAUUACAUUCAUUAUGACUGUUCAAAAAUAGAAUCACAUCAGACAAGAAAACACCCGUUUAGAAUGAGCGGCGAGAAUAAUUUAAACGUAAUCGCGAUUAGAAAAUCCAACUAUCCAGAUAUGGAAACGUCCAAAUGGCAAUGCAAUAUAUGUGAACCUGGUAUUAAGUAUACAGAAUCACAAAUUGCUGCACACCUAUCAAUUGUUCAUAAAAUAAAGAAAAUGUUUAGAUGCCCUAUUUGUCAAUUUGAUCACAGUAAUUACGAUGUGUUUGAACAACAUUUCGCGUUGCAUCAUCCAUCUCUGGAUGUAAAAAACUUGGAUGCACAUUUUGAAAAAAUUAGUCCAGAUGUAGAGCUCGAACCAGCCGACAAGCAAACAAACGUUGACAAACAAGGUAGGACUAGAGAAAGUCCUUCGCUAAAUGUGCCAGAAGCUUUUGACGGUGCCACUGAACCAAGGGCCGCGUUACCCUCACCACGAAAAACUCCGAUAAAAUUGACUUCCGUGCGCAAGACAUCUGCUAAAUCGUUCAACAUACCGGAAGAUCAAGGGAAAACACUUGACAACCCUUCUAGCGAACUGAACGAUUAUUCGAAAUUAAAGUGCUCGACGGCAAAAUACGAAUGUCCUGUAUGCAACGAGUUCGCAGUCGAGGAAAAAGAAUCUUUCCGAGAACACUUAUUAAAAGAAAUAAAUAGUACACUAUGGAAGUGUUUGGAAUGCUUUACGAUCAGCAAUUCAGCAAUGAAAAUGAAAACGCAUGUAAUAAAACACAACCGAUUAAAGCGGAAAUUUGAGAAAAUCGAAAUAACUAAGAAAAGUACUUUGGUUGAUGGAAUAAUUGACUAUCAAAAUAUGCUUAUGGAACAUAAAUUGCUCAAAAAAAACAAUCAACAUACCGUAAAAAAUGGAGCCAAACAUGGUAAUGUUCAAUAG